This is a messenger RNA of Talpa occidentalis (Iberian mole), 766 nucleotides long. Its product is annotated as transmembrane emp24 domain-containing protein 11-like. Gene Ontology annotation, cellular component: endoplasmic reticulum-Golgi intermediate compartment; COPII-coated ER to Golgi transport vesicle; endoplasmic reticulum. The transcript is spliced from 5 exons. Gene Ontology annotation, biological process: endoplasmic reticulum to Golgi vesicle-mediated transport; Golgi organization; intracellular protein transport. NCBI's taxonomy places the organism in Eukaryota, Metazoa, Chordata, Mammalia, Eulipotyphla, Talpidae. Bases 122 to 766 code for a protein of 214 amino acids. The record is from RefSeq and is a predicted model, not a curated record.
UGUCCACGUGGGCCCAGGUGCCGCUUCUCACGGAAAUCGAUCGCCACCCCCAGGGAGCAGCAGACAAGCCGGGCUGCGCACACCCUGCUGGUCUCGGAGACGUGCGCGUGGCCACGGCGACAUGCACACCUUAGCCCUUCUGAGCUGCUGCUUUUCACUCUCAACAGCGUUUUAUUUCCACGCUGGGGAGCGGGAGGAGAAAUGCAUCAUAGAGGACAUCCCCAGCGACACGCUGAUCACAGGGACCUUCAGGAUUCAGCAGUGGGAUGUGUCCCGGCAUGACUUCCUCGAGUCUGCUCCCGGCCUGGGCGUGUUUGUGACCGUCAAGACCUACGACGAUGAGGUAUUGUUGUCGAAGUUACACGGCUCACAAGGAACAUUCUAUUUCACAUCCCAUUCACCUGGAGAGCACAUCAUCUGCUUGGAAUCUAAUUCCACGAGGCUGGUGUCAUUUGGAGGGAGUAAGCUGCGAGUCCACUUAGAUAUCCGAGUCGGAGAACACGACCUGGACGUGGCCAUCGCUCAGGCAAAGGACAAAGUCAACGAAGUCAGCUUCAAGCUCGAGCAUCUAACUGAGCAAAUUGAGCAGAUACUCAGAGAGCAGGACUACCAGAGGGGCCGCGAGGAGCGCUUCCGCGCCACCAGCGAGGGCACCCACAGCGGCGUCCUGCGCUGGGCGCUCGCGCAGACGCUGCUGCUGCUGGCCGUCGGGCUGCUGCAGAUGCGGCACCUGCGCGCCUUCUUCGUCGCCAAGAAGCUCGUGUAG